Gilbertella persicaria is the source of this 1259-nucleotide messenger RNA. RefSeq lists its product as uncharacterized. Gene Ontology annotation, biological process: protein ubiquitination; Ras protein signal transduction. Gene Ontology annotation, cellular component: cytoplasm. NCBI's taxonomy places the organism in Eukaryota, Fungi, Mucoromycota, Mucoromycetes, Mucorales, Choanephoraceae. Bases 105 to 1253 code for a protein of 382 amino acids. Gene Ontology annotation, molecular function: zinc ion binding; ubiquitin protein ligase activity. The record is from RefSeq and is a predicted model, not a curated record. The transcript is spliced from 4 exons.
CCCGUGGAUUCUUUGUUAGUCAUUAUCGCGUUAUUUGGUAAUUCGGGUAUAAUUGAAUGACUUGACUGACCAGAGACAGGGAUGGUACUAUACCUGAUACUUAUAUGGUCUUACUCGAAUUUCGAGACCCUUAUUCUGCAAAUACUUAUUAUAAACAGUAUCAUGGUAGACUGUUUAGUUCAAUGGAAUCUGAAAAAUGUCAAAUCAUGUAUAUAGAAUCGUCUGAACCAGCGUCUACAUCGAAUCUGGAUGAAGAGACAUUGCCUAUAUGUUCUGUGUGUUUAGAACCCAUGGACGACCAACUUACUGGACUCUUGACUAUUUUAUGCCAACACACAUUUCAUUCACACUGUCUAUCAAAAUGGGGUGAUAGUAGCUGUCCUAUCUGUCGUUACUCGCAUCAUCCUAAACCAACAGAACCCAGCAGUAGUCAAAAAAACACGCUGAUCAGUCAAUUACUUGAACUCCAUGACCAGAGCGACAAUCAAUGCAGUGUAUGUCAAUCGACAAGCCAUCUUUGGGUGUGUCUGAUAUGUGGGCAUAUUGGCUGUGGAAGGUACCAUGGCGCCCAUGCGUAUGAACAUUACCAGCAAACAGAUCACCUUUAUGCGCUUGAGAUUGAUACACAGCGUGUGUGGGAUUAUGCAGGCGAUAACUAUGUCCAUCGAUUGAUACAGAAUGCUGUGGAUGGCAAAUUGGUUGAAUUGCCUACACAAGAACAAGCGGCUCAAUCUGAGAAAUUGGAAGUCAUGUCGAUUGAGUACAGUUAUUUGUUGACAUCUCAAUUAGAUUCGCAACGCAUCUAUUAUGAGAAUCAAAUGGACCAAAUUUCUUCUCAAUUGUCUGAGCUCACUUGUCAAACAAGAACCUUAUUAGCAGAAUCGGAUAAGACACAGGCGGAAAACAAACGGCUUGAAGAAGAGAACAACCAGAAAGAAAGAAAAGUCCUUGAGAUCAAGCAAGAAAAGAAACUAUCUGAAGAGAAGCUAGAGACAUGGAAAGAAAAAUUUGAAUCGACAAAAAAAAUUUGGCUGGCAGAGAAAGAAUCCACAAACUCACUGUUGGAAAACAACAAUUUGUUGAUGAAAGACAUGGAAGAAAAGGAAAAGGCAAUCAAGGAUUUAAAUGAUCAAGUGCGUGACUUGAUGUUCUUUUUAGAGGCAAGAGAAAAAGUACAAGGCAAUCCUGAACUUGAAGGUGCGAGCGUAGGCACACGUCAAAAAAGAAACAAGAAGAGAGGCAAAAGAUCUUGAAGCUUU